Molecule: messenger RNA, 1133 nt
Organism: Owenia fusiformis
Lineage: Eukaryota; Metazoa; Annelida; Polychaeta; Sabellida; Oweniidae
Source: the annotation of a GenBank genome assembly
AUGGGUGACUGUUUGGGCCGUACUCCAUUUGCGUCCCUAAUUGCGGGUUUUAUUGUGUUAUGUGGCGUAGGAAUAUUCUGUGGAACAGUAUACAGGGCAUCACAGGAAAUCCUAGAUGGAAUCUUGUUGGGACUAUAUAAUGUUAAUGUAACAUGGUUAAAAACCAUACAGGUGAUCUUCAUUAUAGUCGCCGUUGUCAUGGGAUGCUUCGCAAUCUUUCUUUUUGUGUUUGGUUGCCUAGCAACAGGUGCUACAAGAGAGAAUGUGUAUCAAGGAGCCAAGUGCAUUAUGGGAGGAAGAGUUUCAGCUGGUGUAUUCAUGCUGAUAACAUAUAUCCUGAACCUCAUCUGGAUGGGUGUGACAUCAGUGAUGGCCAUGCCCAUCAUCAUCUACAUUAUGGUGAAUAGCAUUUGUGUCAAUGAGUUUCAAGGCCAAGGAGACUGGUUCUUUGAAAGUCCUUGGAGAGGAUGCGUGAAUAUGUCAAGAUUUGGUAUAUACUACGAAGGCAUCCCUAAUCUCACUUACAAUUACACUUGUGGAGCAACUAAUGUAGGAAAAUUUUGUCAGCACGUAGACACCGCUGGAGUAAUGUUCAGUAUUGCAUUUGCUGGGUCCCUGCUAAUUGUUUUGGGAAUGGUGACCUUCAUGUUAGCAAUUUCCGCUAACUUCACAAGAAUAAAGUCAGGCUCUGAGAUAAAAGACUAUCGACAACAAAUUGCACUUUCAAAUGACGCAAUCAGUAACACCUCAGGACCCUUCUAGGCUAAGGUGAGCUUUCUAAUUGCGCUUUCUUCAAACUAUACGAGAAUUAAAGUUUCUAAAGAGCUAACGGAAUAUAGGCAGGCAGUGGAAAUGGAAACAAUGGACUUCAAUCAAACAGAUAACACAACUAUCGAUGGUAGUCGCUAUAGUAGCAAACAGCCAUUUUGAAACAUGUUGCCAUAGUGACCGCAUGUUACCAUAGCAACCAUACAACCACUUUAAAUAGCAUAAAUACGAGAAACAUGACAUUGUUCUGGAUUUUUGUAGAAUUUAGAUUUAUUUCAUAGAGUUAAGUAGACAACAAUGGUUUAUUAACCUCUAUGUCAUAUUCUUUAAUAUUUUAUAUGUUUGAUUAAACCACCCAAGUCCUA